GCAGCUCCUGCAUCCCUAUUCAUACUCUUCAAAAUCCACCUCCGCCACACCGCUGCCACCCACCCGUAGCCCCCAGCCUGGAAAAAGACUACCUGCCAUUUGAGUGUAGGGUGGGUGUCGUGCUGACCCCCGAACUGGGAUUCAAGUAGUCGUACGCUUUUGGGGGAUCUGUCAACUCCGGAUUUUGGGUCUCUUACUUGUCUACCUGCAACAGGAUUAUAAAAAAAAAAAUACAGCCAUGCCUGCAAGAACACCAACCCCAAUAAGCAAGAGGAAAAAGCCUACAAAAGUCGUCAUUGACAUCGCAAAUAUCUCUCAAGAUGACUACGAGCCGGUGAUAAAUAUAUCCGAGUUUGAUUUGGGAAGAAAGAUUGGAACGCCAAAGGACAUCAUGCUGGAAGAGUUGGGACUGCUCAAGAACAAAGGCUCCAAGAUGUUCAAGAUGAGGCAGCAGCGGGUGGACAAGUUCAUCUACGAGAACAACCCCGACAUGUUCUGUGGCGACUCCCAGGACGAGUUGCCAAAGUAUGACCCAACAACGGGCGCUCCGAUAGGCAGCAAUACGAUACAUCUGGGUGGGUAUCUCCUCAGCAAGGAUGCGAGUCGACUGCAUUAUGGAGGGAUGGUGUUUGGGGGAGGGGUCCCUAUUCCUCCACCAAAACCUGGAAGCAAGGGGGGAGAAGCUGGAGGAGCAGGGGGAGUCGGAGGAGGAGUUGGAGGAAGUGCGGCGGGACAAGGCGAAGGUCAGCAUGGGAAAGAUGGACAUGGAGGAUCGGGUGAGGGCUCCACACAGAAAGGUAGCGGAAAAGACGACCCAUCUAAGAUGCAUGCGAAGACUUACCUGUCACCAUGGGAAAAGGCCAUGAAGGGCGACGAAGGUUUGCUCGCCACCCUGAAAGGAUCCAUGCCCGGUCCUAUUCAUCAUAUUGACCUGCGCAAGUAUAAAUGCUUCAACAGGACUGCCAUGCCCUAUGGUGGAUUUGAAAAGGCCCUGCAGUUUAUGAAAUUCCAAAUGCCUGACACCGAGAAGACCAAAGUGGUAGCUGAGCCCACGGUGGUGUACGGAUCCGAGAUCAACCUGCGACCUUGCUUCAAUCGCACACCCAUCGGCUGGGUGUGCAGCGGUGAGCCCAACAGCAUCCACAUGGAGCUGGAUGGCGUGCCCUACGAAGGCGAGACCGAGGAGCUCUGAAGAAGCUGUUAUUGACACCCUCCGAGAGCGCGCGCACACUUACGCCUAACAAUUACAUGCUGGCAUGCACCCUCACGCUAGAUGAGCUUACACCUGUUGCUUUAUAUGAUGCCCCACAUGUGGUAUUGUUGAUGCCCGCUAAGGCAAAACAACAAAAUGUACAUGGUUUCGAGAGAAUAAAAAAAUGGCGAUGUGUUUGACAACAUUUAAAGGGUCUGCAUGCCAACGGUUGUUACAACUGUUGUAAAAACCGAGCACCUCUUUGUGUUUAAGUUCCUAUGACCUCAUCAUCAGCUUGUCAAAGUGAAGUUGCAGUCGUUGAUCUGAAAUAAACCUAUUUUUAAAAGUGCA
Syngnathus acus (greater pipefish) is the source of this 1543-nucleotide messenger RNA. Its product is annotated as myozenin-1-like. NCBI's taxonomy places the organism in Eukaryota, Metazoa, Chordata, Actinopteri, Syngnathiformes, Syngnathidae. Gene Ontology annotation, molecular function: FATZ binding; telethonin binding; actin binding. Bases 239 to 1192 code for a protein of 317 amino acids. The transcript has 6 exons. The record is from RefSeq and is a predicted model, not a curated record. Gene Ontology annotation, cellular component: Z disc; actin cytoskeleton.